Molecule: messenger RNA, 1513 nt
Organism: Daphnia pulicaria
Lineage: Eukaryota; Metazoa; Arthropoda; Branchiopoda; Diplostraca; Daphniidae
Gene: TfIIA-L
Product: transcription initiation factor IIA subunit 1-like
Exons: 7
Coding region: 115-1128 (337 amino acids)
Biological process (GO): transcription initiation at RNA polymerase II promoter; transcription by RNA polymerase II
Cellular component (GO): transcription factor TFIIA complex
Source: RefSeq, a predicted model, not a curated record
CAUCGGGGGCAUUUCGAUAUAUAUUGCCGCGUCAGUCUUAGUUUUCAUGUCGGCUUCCUGUUGAACGAAGCCCUCCCGGAAUUGAAAUCAAAUAAAAUUCAAUUUCGUUAAAGAAUGGCCGCCAAUCAGGCACUCGUGUCGAAACUGUAUCGUGGCGUUAUUGAAGAUGUUAUCAACGGGGUUCGAGAGGCGUUUCUUGACGAAGGAAUCGAUGAGGCUGUACUUCUUGAAUUGAAGCAGAAUUGGGAAAACAAAUUGCAGUCCAGCAAAGCAAUCGACCCUGUGACCGAUCCUGCUGAAACUUCUCUCCAAAGCAAACUGCAACAAAGGUCUUCUUUGCCGUCAAAAGCAGGUCAGCAGGCUAGCUCUACAGCUCCUGCGAACAAUUCUACACCUCAACAGGCAGCCCCUACGGCAAAGCAACCAGAAGCAGCAGCAGCAGCCCAAACCCCAGCGACUACCCCUAAUGCAGCUACAGGUGCAGCAACAACAGCAGCAGCUGCAGCCCCUGCUACGACAACAGUAAGGACGGUGCCAGUCCAAAUCACUGUUCCUCCUCAGGCUGGAGUAGCAGGUCAUACAGCAGCCAAGAGCAUCACUGUUCACGUUCCAGCUCAUGCUCUUCAAGGUGGCGCAGCGGGAGCGCAGCUGCAAACGAUCCUGAGUUCACCGGCUGUGACGGCGGCUCUCUCUCUUCCAGUUGAAAUGGCCACGACUGUCUUGCAGCAGCACAUUAAUAACGCGUUGCAGUCGACAGCUGCACGGAGCCAAUCGCGAACUGACAAUGGAGGAGUCACACAGUUGGAUGGACCCGGAGACUCUUCGGACGACGACGACGAUGUUGAAGAUGAUGACGACGACGACGUGGAAGAAGAGGACGAUCAUGACGACGAGGAGAUUGACGCAGACAACGAAGAGAACGCAGACGAGGAGCCACUCAACUCUGAAGAUGAUGUGACUGAUGAUGAUCCCUCAGUGUUAUUUGAAACUGAUAACGUCGUCGUGUGCCAGUACGACAAGAUUACGAGAAGUCGAAACAGGUGGAAGUUUCAUCUCAAGGACGGCAUCAUGAACAUUAACGGUCGCGAUUACGUCUUUCAAAAGGCCAACGGUGAUGCAGAGUGGUGAAAAUAUUCAAGGUUGAAAUUGCGCUACUAGGGGAAAAUCAAGAUAAUGUUUCAUUUAAUACAAUCCGGAGGAAUUUCGCUUUCAAUUUAAGGAUUUUUCGUGUGCCUGUGCGUGUGUGUGCAUGUGCGGAAUUUCUUUUUUUUUUUUCAUGUCGGGUGUUGGAUGAGCGGUGGAGAGGAGAAAAUACCUGGGGACAAAGAAACAAAAGCCAUUCGUGUUUGUCCUCCCUCGCUUCUUUUGUUUCUUUUUUUGUUAACACACAAAACUUUCCGAAUUCUUUUUUUUGUCUCAUCUUUUCCCUGUUCGCUGCAGAAGCUGUUGUCGCCCCCUUUUGAUUCAGGAAUAUUUAGAAGAAGAAGAAAAUAUAUGUUUAAAUUCCCAAGAA